AUGGUUAGGGAUUCCGAAGGAAAGACUGUUUUGGACUUUGUAUCCACCAUAGAUUCAGUUGAUAAGGUGGAAAACCUUAGAUCCAAAUAUGACCUCCCUUCAGCUCUAAAGGCGAGAGCCCCAUUAGGGAACGAGAGAGCUAACUCUCCUCCAAGGGGAAGAAUUACCGUGUAUGACCGAUUCAUGCAUCUAGGGCUUAGAUUUCCUCUCUACCCCCUGUUUGAGGAGAUUGUCCAACACUAUAGGACUCCUCUCGCUCGUUUUACCCCAAAUUUAAUUACAUUUGUACUGGGGCUUGUGAGAGACUGGUAUAUCGUAAAAAGGCGCCUUAGAACUGGCGUGAAGAAGAUGGUUGAGGCAUAUGGCGGUUCCCCGGAAUGGAAACCGGACUUUUUGUUUGUAAAGGCGCCCUCGAGUUAUUGCUUACCAUGGAAUCUUCGAGAGACAGAAGGUCUCGGGGCUAUAAAGGAUGAAUGGACCCAAGAGGAUGAAGAAUGCGUCGAGAAGUUCCAGGCAGAUGUGGAGAAAAUUUUGAAAUAUUCGAAGGUCAUGUCGUCGAGCAAUGCUGGGUCUCGAUUGUUUGGUGAUGAAGAUCCUUUUGUAAUUGUGAAUUCAGAUGAGGAUGUCACCGUUACUGCUGCCCCUCUGAAGAGAAAGAAGAAAAGGAUUGUGAAGAAAACUGCGCCGGAAGCAGGGCCAAGCAUAGUUCCUCCCGUGGCGGAGAAAGGGAAGGGCCCUCUCGAGGGGGAGGCCAUAGUCUUGCCUCCUCAGCUGUUCGAGGGAGGCCCGUCUGUGGCAGUUCACACCUUCAGCAACUCGCCGUCAAUCGAGUGUGCUAUUCUCGAGGAAUUCGUUGCUCAGCUGAAUGAAGUUGAUAGCUUGAGACUGGACCCAAAGAAAACCAUGCACGAAGCCAUGGUGAAGGUCUUGACAAGGUUGAGCCUCGAGCAGCUUCCCCUGUGGGGAGCUUUGACUGGUGCCAUGCCGAAAAUGAGUUCCCCUGCAGAGAUUGCCUCAUUUCUGGGCAACAUUCCUGCUGUCCUGGCCAAGGGUCCAAGUGAGGAAGAUCCUAUACCCGAGAAAAGUUGGACCGUUCACCGCGUUCACCUCAUGGUGUUUUCGGAGGAGCAAUCGAGGGAGUUCCCGUUAUAUGCUAUGAUUAGCGGGAUUCUGAGAAGUCGUGCUGAUGUGCAUAGCCUCGAGACGGUGGCACACUUGGAGAGUGACCUGCUCGAUGCCAUGAGGAUGCACAAUGUAAAGGUUAACCAACAUCUGAUAAAUGAGAUUAAAGGACUCCGCGAGGAGAUGCAGCGUCGAGAGGUUCGAAGCCUGAAAGACCACAGUGACUCUCUGACUUUCGAGGCCGAGAUUCAUGAUAAGCUGGUGACCUUGGAGAAGGAAAACGCUCAGCUUAGGGCAAGACAGCAGAUUACUGUGUCUCCCUGGUUUCUCGAGAAGCACCAAGUGUUAGCCCGAGUCCAGCACAUGAUUAUGGUCAGGACUCGCCGUUUUAUUGCAGUCAUGGAUAUACUGAAAGAGAGAUCUCGUGAGAUCGAGCUUCUUACAAACUAUAUUGCCCAACUGCAAAAUCUACUGCUGGAUAACAACAUUGACUUAGAUGCUUUCGAGCGUCCAAAGGAAACUGUGGAUCCUCGAACUCGGAGUUCUCGAGAAGAGCUGUUGAUGAGGGUGCACGCUCAGGACACAGAGAUGGUGGACCUUAAGAAUAAAUUGAAUCAAUGUGUGAAUCUCCUUAGCCUGCAUGGGUAUAAGGGGAUUAUCCAUCCCUCCCCCGACAAUCCUGUCAGGGAGGUUCUUAUAAUAGUGUAG
Molecule: messenger RNA, 1830 nt
Organism: Oldenlandia corymbosa var. corymbosa
Lineage: Eukaryota; Viridiplantae; Streptophyta; Magnoliopsida; Gentianales; Rubiaceae
Source: the annotation of a GenBank genome assembly